AUGACGAACCUCAUCAGUGCUGCCCACAAGUGCGGCACUGGUCCCGAUCCUAACCCGGCCAUGACCCCAGCAAAUGCCACGACCACCACUACGACAAUGGGCCAAAAUCUCGUUCUGGACCUUGCGCCGGUCGAUCUGGGCCCCAUCAGCGAGGACUGCAACCACAAGGCUUUCCGGGCCUACGUGACGCCAAACGUCACUGCCAUGUCGCCGCGUGAGGGCAAUGCUGGAGACAACAUCAGCGUCACGAUCAAUAUGCCGGAUGGCUACGCGGAGCCACUCAGUGCUGGCAACAUCUCCGUGUUCCUGGGAGCACAUGCCUGCCCGCACAGCCUGGCCAGCAAAGACGGGUCCAUCAUUGUCGUACAGUGUACCGUCCCUGAGUUCGAGGCCUCCACCGUACCAAUCAAGGUAAGGCUGCUCCCUCUCGGCUACGCACGCUUUCCGGACAGCCUCUCUGAGUUCACGCAGCUGCUGCCCAUCGACUCGGUGUCGCCAGAUUCCAUCUCAAAGGGUGGCGGACAGGCCCGGGUAUCUGCCUGCCAGCUUGAUUUGCUUCAAGGCCUUCUUCGAUACUUCAUCGAGCUGAACUCGGUUUGGCGUCAGAGACCUCUCAUCGUCGUGGGAUGA
Symbiodinium sp. CCMP2592 is the source of this 630-nucleotide messenger RNA. Lineage: Eukaryota; Dinophyceae; Suessiales; Symbiodiniaceae. The record is from the annotation of a GenBank genome assembly.